AUGCUACAAGAGUCAAAACGUGUCACGGUGGGUGUGCGGAUACGACCAAAACUCGACGGCGCUGUGAAUGCCCUGCAGGCGGCGGAACGCUACGAACAGGUGGCGUGCUCGCAGUACUCUGACACGACUCUCCGUCUAUGGGAUGGGCGGGCGUCGAGGGACAGUCGCACCUUUUCCUUCACAUACGAUGGCGUAUUUGACGAGAACACCUCACAGGAGGAAAUAUAUGAGGAGCUCGCGAUGGCUGCUGUGGAUAAUGUGCUUAGCGGCACAAACGCGGCUAUCCUCACAUACGGCCAAACAGGCAGUGGAAAAACAUAUACCGUUCUCGGUAGUGUGCGUAAGGACCCGGUGAGUGACGACAUCAUCACGACCGACACCGGCAUCCUCCUGCGUGCCCUGCAGGAGAUAUUGCACUACGCUUCAUUGCAGAGCAGCAACCGUCACCUCGUUGUGUGCAUCUCAGCAGUUGAGAUAUACCUUGAUGAGGUGCGUGAUUUACUGCGCAGCGAACAAUCCCCCGCUGCUAUCCAGAUGGUUGUCAUGAAGGAUGUUUUGCGCUUCCCCCAGCUGACGCACGUGCGCAUCCAGAGCCUCGAUGACGGACUGAAGGUGUUUCAGAAGGCAACGGCGCGGCGGGCACAGCGAAUGACGUCUGCGAACGACACCUCAUCACGCUCCCACGCUGUCUUUACCAUUGAGGUGUUUCAGCGGCCCAUCGCUUCGGCGACCGCGCAGCCAAUGAACCUCGCGGAGUGUCUCGCCCUCAAAGAGGCGGCUGAGAUUGCGCAGCUAGAGGGGAGGUUGCCGCGACUGCGCCCGCCCGCGCCAUUCAAUGGCGCCUCCAACGCGCUGCUCGGGACCGCGGAGGCUCCGGUGAUGUACAGUAAGCUUUCACUCGCAGACUUGGCGGGUAGUGAGAAGGCGCGCAACUCUGACGUGCGUGGCGAGGGCUUUGAGGAGCUUAAGAAGAUCAACGCCUCCCUCACUGCCCUCGGGAACGUCGUGCAUUGUCUGUACGAGGGAUCAAGGCAUACUCCCUACCGCGACUCUAAGCUGACGACGGUACUUCGCGACUCUUUCGCCGCGCCGAAUGCCCGCAUUGUCCUCAUCGUGAACGUGAGUCCGACGGUUCUCACCGUCGACGAGACGCUCUCCUCCCUCUACUUUGCCGACAAGGUGAAGAUGAUGAAACCGGCCCCGGGUGGUGGUGGCUACAAUGUGGCAGGGAAUGAUUUAGCGGGUGACUACCUCUCGGCGCUGCGAAAAUACGAUGAACUGAUAGCGGACCUGCGCAUUGCAAGUGUACUGCAUAAGUUCUCCGGCCCCCAAAUCAUUCGCCUUGUCGCAGACGACAAGAGCAAUGUUUUGUACGAUUUGAAUUUUCGGGUCAGACGGCCAGAUUGUGAGAUUCGUCGGAUGGCAGCGUCGAUGAUGUGCGAGGCUUUCAGGGCCUCCGCAGAGGAGAACCGUCACGGUGCGUCGCAGGACCAGCGUGAGAUGGAGAAGGAGAGACGAAUAUGCUGCGAUGAGCUGGUCACCAACUGGAAAAACAAGCGAGAUGAAUGCGUUGCACUCAUUGAAAGUAUCUCAGCUCAGACGAAGGUGCAGAAUGAUACCUCUGAACAGCAGACGCAGAUCAAACUGCUCGAGAAAGCGUCUGCUCACCUUGGCGAUGCCCGAGCGGCCCGCCGAGGUGUCCAGCAGCAGCACACCAGGACUACCGCAAGCCUCUCAGAGGCCGUAAGUACACUGCGUGCUGUGACUCGCGAGUUGGAAACAGUAGAGAAUACUUUGGAGUAUGACUCCGCCGCGCCAGCGGAGCCGACAUCGGCAUCGAAAUUGUGGAAGCAGCAGGAUGAGUUGUGGGAGCACCUUUCGGCGCAUGCUUCGAGGGCCGCUGAGGCAGCACACAUGCGUUUGGGGUUGUGCACUUUAAUGCGCGAUACCCAACGGCUUGCUUCAGAGUUGGAACAACAUAAAAAGCGAAAACAAAAACUUCAACAGCCGAAGACUAUUUAUGAGUGGCUACGGCAAGCUGUGUGGGGGAUGGCAGGCAAUGCAGUGGGGGCUUCGCUCAGAAAGGAGUCGCGGCGCCGUCGACAGGAGCUUGAGGUGGUUGCUGGACACCCAGGCUUCAACGACUACGGCAUGCGGCGUCCACGGCAGUAUUGGCAGCGUAAGGGCUCGGAAAGCAGUAGCGACAAAAAGCGACGUGGCACCCGCUUUGAUGAGGCUGCGCUCUUGGAGGACGUUCUCUCAUUCGUGAGGAUGGGUGGAGAGGUGACCAAGUUUUCACGCGACGGCUCAGGGCACCGCCGGCUUUUGUACGUCACGAGGAAGGCUGACGACGAGCGGCUAUGCUGGUCCUCCGUGGGGGCGCUGGGACGUGAAGGCUACGCCCCACUGCGCUCUGUCACGCACAUCCUACUUGGGAGAGGAAAGAACGUGGGGGAACGAACCGAGUACUACCUGAGUUGGGCUCUCGUGUUCCCCCACUCCAACGUGAAAAAGACACUCGAAUUUGUGUGCGACUCAGUAGGGGAGCUCGAGGCAUGGGUGAUCGGCCUCAGCCACCUCACUGGCGUGAAGCCCAUCUUCGGCGAACCCAUGGAGUCGCUGACGGAGGAGCAGGCGACGUGGGAGACCCUCAGCAGCGGAGAGGCGACAUUCUGCAGGGAGUGGCACGUGCCGCCGGCCGUCUAUGCCGAGGCGCGGAAGCAGAUCAUGACCCGACGAAAUGAGCGGCGACACUCAGGGCUUCGGCUAUCGCCAGGAGAACUUCGAAACCUUGUGAAGCUAGAUAUUUUCCGUUCCUCCGCCAUGUGGCUACGCUUUGCCGCUGAGGGACUUGUGUCCAACCCAACACGCAAGUUGUACUGUUACGUGGAUGCGCCAGCGAUACAAGACGCUUCGUCUACGGCAACAUUGCACAGCAUGACUCCAGAGACAAAUGAUGGUUGUUCUGUGAGCAGUGUGCAUGCGUAG
Molecule: messenger RNA, 2988 nt
Organism: Trypanosoma grayi
Lineage: Eukaryota; Euglenozoa; Kinetoplastea; Trypanosomatida; Trypanosomatidae
Product: kinesin
Exons: 1
Coding region: 1-2988 (995 amino acids)
Biological process (GO): microtubule-based movement
Cellular component (GO): microtubule; kinesin complex
Molecular function (GO): microtubule motor activity; ATP binding; ATP hydrolysis activity
Source: RefSeq, a predicted model, not a curated record